Messenger RNA from Bacidia gigantensis, 780 nucleotides. RefSeq lists its product as uncharacterized. The record is from RefSeq and is a predicted model, not a curated record. The transcript has a single exon. The coding region runs from base 1 to 780 and encodes 259 amino acids. Lineage: Eukaryota; Fungi; Ascomycota; Lecanoromycetes; Lecanorales; Ramalinaceae.
AUGACAGCCUCACCCCUCCAAGACAGCUUCUUCGAGUACGACUUCGCCCCGCAGCCACCACCAGGCUGCCUCGAAGACGAUGUCCCCCGAGCAUGGAGCCUGCGACAUCCAGCAGGAAGCAAGAACCGCACAAUCAUGCCCCUCACAACCUUCAACCCAGCAACCCGACCUCCUCUUUCCUCCUCCUCAUCCUCCUUCGAUCCAAAACCCUACUACACAAUGGCAACCGCGAAAACACCCCGUCUCCGAUGGACGCGACGCAGCGACAAAAAGAGCAAGGAAGACACACCUGAAAUGACCAUCGCCAAAACCUCUCCCACCCCAAAACAAUCCAGCAGCCUCAUCGCCUCAGUCCAGCUCAACCCACUCCGCACAAGCUGCACCCUCACCUCCCCUUCAGGCUCAAUCCUGCAAUCGAUCCAUCACGACCGAGAGCCUCGCUCGCGCUACCACUGCGUCCUCGGCAAAGAACGGAAUCUGAAGAGGAUGUACUGGCAGACUCUGGGCCCCUCGCAGACGGUGCUGGAAUUGAUUGAUCCGGAGCAAGAGGAGGGAAAGGAGAAAAGGAUAGCGCUGUUUGUUUAUACGAGCGAUCCGGCGCAGCAGAUGGAUCCGGAAAGUGGGCGACGGAGACCCUCGGCGCCGGAUGAGUUUGGGGCCUUGUUUGCGACGACGGAUCUGAAGGGGGGUGAGGCUGGGACAGGAGAGGGGAUGGGAAUUGAGGGGCUGGUUUGCUCGGCGCUUUUGGUCACGGAAAUGAGGAGGACGAGGAAGGCUUGA